Molecule: messenger RNA, 4482 nt
Organism: Erythranthe guttata (spotted monkey flower)
Lineage: Eukaryota; Viridiplantae; Streptophyta; Magnoliopsida; Lamiales; Phrymaceae
Source: RefSeq, a predicted model, not a curated record
UUACGAAUUACCACUGUCUAACACAAUCCCGCCAGAGUCUAGAAGAGGCGGGAAAGUUUGCUUCUCGCACAGCGCAACCUAAAAGCCCUAGAACCUGAAACCCUCAGAUCUAAAUCCCCAUCCGUCAACUUCACAUUUUCCACAUACAAUCUUGUGAAAUUUGAGGUUUAAUUCAAGCAAUAUGGACGGAUUAUCCAGCAUUUGCGCUGGUCUCGGAAUCGUAGAUGAAGACGACAACGGCAAACCCAUCGGUUAUGCCAAGGGAGAACAUUGUUUAGGUACCGCAUUUUUAUUUUGUAAAUCGAGGAGUUUUUUCGUUGCUUAUUCAGUCGAUUUGAUACUUUUUUUCGUUCAAACUAUCCUGGCAGAUAACUUGAAGGAUUUAUUGAGGUAUUUAAGGCGAGAUGAUCCGGAGAAACGAGAAGUGUUCAAGCAAGCCUGUAAAUGGAAUACUGUGAAAAAGGAUUUGAUACCGAUUAUUGAGUUCUGCCAAGAGGAUCGUAAUUUAGUGUUGAAUUCAGUGAAGGUGUUGGUGUUUCUUACCAUGCCUGUUGAGCCUACAUCAUUUGAUAUACCGCAGCAGAUAGAGUUUCUAUGGGGAUUGAAGUCUGCAAUUACCUACAGUGAUAUUAUUCCUGUGAUAGUGUCUCUUCUGGAAAGUCCACUAGAAAAUCUCGAAAGUGAAUCUUUCACAGAAGACGACUGGAAAUUGGUCCAGCUAGUUCUUACAUUAUUUCGGAACAUUCUAGCUAUCCAAGAUAUAUCAACUCAGCUGAUAGCUGGAGGAUCAGCCACUCAGUUCCUAUCCAUCAGAGACAGGUUUUUAGAACUAUUAUUCGAGGAGAAUGUCAUGGAUCUGAUAUUAGUAUUGUCGCAGCACACUGGUGGUUCUCAUGGAUACUUACGUCAUGAUAACUUGCUUUUACUGGAAAUUUUCCACAACAUAUUUAAGGGUCAAGAGCCAGAGUUGAUUGCUAAGGAAAAUUUGAAGAACUUAGAGGUUGAAGCCGUCGUCGCUGGAAACUCAGUCAGCAGCCUUGAAUCUAUUAUGAAAGAGGAACAAGAGAAAAAAAAUCUUACAAGAUUUCAUAAUCUCAGCUGUUAUUCACAGUUUAGUGGAACAUUUACCCGAGUCUCAGUGGAUGGUUCUAAAGCACUUUUAAAAGGAAAUCCUUCCGCUUCUGCCGAUGCUUUGUUAAAAGCUCACAAAAAUCUCCGAGGUCCAUCAAAAAGAGCAGUCUGGGACCAUGGGAAACUACCAUCAACAAAACAUGAAAUCCUGCAAUUACUUGAUGAUUUUGUUAGCCAGUUUCUAAAGGCGGGAUACAAUGUUUUAAUGCAGUCAAUCCGCGAAGAUAUUGAGAAAGAACUUCAGGAAAUUCAAAGCAGUGAUGUUGUCAUAUUCUUCGAAGUUGCUCAAUUUGUCACAGCAUUUCAAUAUCACAAGUGCACAACUAAAAAGCCUAGUGUUGAUGUUGAAAAUGAGGCAUCAGCAACUUUUCAUGACGAAAACUCCUUGUUUAAAGGCAGUAUGUGCGGACCAAUUGCCGAAACUAUGAACGAGUCAAUGUUUCUUAUGGUCAUUUCAAAGUGGCGGUAUGCAUUUGAAGGAUUAAAACAAACAAACGACUACAAGUUUCUUUCAGCUGCAGGAUCACUUGUGAAAAUUAUGAUACGUAUGCUGGAUUUGGUGCUAAAGCAAGCCUCAGAAGAUUCUAAGGAACCCCAGACUGCUCGCAUCCUCCUAUUAAAGUUAUUCUAUGAUCAAACUGAGGAAGGGAUGACCCAGUUUCUCUUAAACCUAAUAAAGUCAUUUGAUACUCAUAAGCAGUCUAAAAGUGAUCUUGCCAACUUGGUUGAAAGUAUGCAUGUGGUUCUACGACUACUGGAGAACCUUCAAGCACGUGGCACGCUACGGGUUGCCAAAAAGUCGAGGAAGAAAAGAACGAAGAAGACAAUGACCAAGAAUGAACAUGUUCAUGAACCAAGUGUAGAUAAUAGUGCCCCUCAGAAUGAGGUUGAGAACCCUACUUGUGAAGACUCAGUUGAUCCCAUUAUGUUAGAAAAGGAGACAUUAGCAAAUAAGGAUCCUGACAUAGUGGAAGAUGUGAGUAUCAGCGAUCCCAUGCCUGUUGGUGAGCCUGUAAAAAAGCCUGUUGAUCUGGGCAGCAACGAAUCAGAGAUGGAUGGCAGAAAUAUUAUUGAUAAUGAUGGUCUUAAUCUUGAAGCUGAUAGUUCUUCUGGUGACGAGCAGCCAGUAUUGGCAGAUGAAGUGGACUUGAAUGUAUCUUCUUUGGUUUCUGCUCUUGCUAACAACAGUAUUAUUCAGAAUUUGUGUUGGUUGCUGAAGUCCUAUAAGAGCAAUUCAAUCACUACUAACCAUUACAUAUUAACCAUGCUUCGACGAAUUUGUGAGGAUUUGGAACUAUCUCCGAUGCUAUACCAGUUAUCACUCCUCACAAUAUUCAACGAUAUCCUGGAGGAGCAGAAAUCAAGACCACGCAAAGAAUAUGAGAAUAUUGUUUCUUUUUUGACAAGUUUGGUUCGGAGAAUGCUUCGCAAAAUGAAAAGACAUCCCCUUCUUUUCGUAGAGGUUCUAUUUUGGAAGACUCGAAAAGAAUGCCAUUAUAUAAAUUGUGAAUCAAUGCUAACUGAGCUUAACAGUAUGAAGAACCAAACUGGGGAAGAAAGAAUUGGCAGUGAAAAAGGAGGAAAUGGUUUGUUUGAAGGGCAAACAUGGGUUCGCAGGAGUAUAGCAGACGCCCUAGGUGAUGAUGAUUUUGUAGCAUCUCGCCUCGACAGCCAAGGGAAAGAUGAUCAUUUUGAAGGUGGAUUCAGCCAAAGAUCUGGAGAAGGAAAUGAGACCAGCACGUCAAUUCGGAACAAACCAAUUGAUGGGAGUGAAAUUUCUGAUAGGGAGGGGAACUCUGCAGAAGAAUCUGAUGAAUCAUUAGAAAGAGGAAAUGUUCCCGGUCUUAGUUUUGAAAUGCAAGGCACAGUUAUGGAUCUCUUUCCAAAGUAUAAGGAUAAUCCAGAUUGUUGUCAGCUCAUUGCUGGAGAUCUUGAUCCUAAUGGAGAUAUUUCAAAAUUGCAAGUUUCCAAGACGCUUAAACAGCUUGGAAUUAAAGUACCAGCUGAGGCAAAGAUGCAGAGCUCUUCUGCCUCCAACCGACUCAGGAAAAACAAAAGGGAUCUUUCACGGGGUACAACUCAUCACCAUUCAACUACUGCAGACAGAAGUUCAUUGCUGAAAGAACCUAAGCACUCUAAAAAAAGAGUACACGCUUUCAGCGUAGAUCAGGAACAGGAGAUUAAAGAUUUGUUUGAGCAGUUUAAAGAUCAUAGGAGGUGCAGCUACAUGAUUGCUAAUGCGCUUGACAGCACUGGCACAGUUUCUGCUGCCAAGGUUUCUCGCAAACUCAAGCAACUUGGCCUUGUUAGGCCAACGAAGAAGAGGUCUCAUGCUAGCAUGCAGUUAAGGGAUGAGGUUGUUAGUGACAUCCAUUCGGAAGGUGCAGACGAAUCUGAUGAUGAAACAUUGUCAUCUCUGAGAAAUAGAAAAACAAAGAGAAUGCCCCAAAAGAGUAUUGACGAGGAGCUUAUGGCUGUUUCAUCCGAGGAGAAUUUAGUGGAGACUAACCUCACUGGCAGAAGUACCAAAAUCUCAGAGAGGCACUCUAGAAAAAGAGUACAUGCUUUUAGUGUAGAUGAGGAGCAGAAGAUCAAAGAUUUGUUUGAGCAGUUUAAAGAUCACAGCAGGUGCAGCUACAUGAUUGCUAAUGCGCUUGAUAGCACUUGCACAGUUUCUGCCGCUCAGGUUUCUCACAAACUCAAGCAACUUGGCCUUGAUAGGCCAAAGAAGAAGAGGUCUCAUGCUAGCAUGCAGUUAAGGGAUGAGGUUUCUAGUGAUAUCCAUUCGGAAGGUGCACGGGAAUCUGAUGAUGACGAACCAUUGUCAUCUCUGAGAAAUAGAAAAACAAAGCGAAAGUCCCAAAAGAGUGUCGCCAAGGAGCUUAUGACUGAUUCAUUUGAGGAGAAUUUAGUCGAGUCUAACCUCAUUGGCAGAGAUUCCCAAGUCUCAGAGAGGUAUGACAUUGAGCAGUCCACUGAGUUGGGUGGCAUUAUUGUCGACAAUUCUAGUGAUAAAGAAAUCGAAACAAUUGGGAUGGCCUAUCCAAAUGAAUUGGAUGCCAAGUCUAAUGAGAAUUCGCAGCAUGAUGAUGAUAUGCUUGCCGAUGAAUUGGCGGAUUUUGAUGAAAACGAAGAUCCAGUGAUAGCUGUUACCUCACAGGACAGCAGUGCGUCCAGAAGGCGGUUGAGGAUGGUACUAGAUUUCGAUGAUGAUGAUGAUUGACUCCCUCCCCACCAAUUAAAUGUCUGUUAUUAUUUCUUUCUGCAGGUGUGUAUUUGUGUAUAUCCAAUGCAAGUGAAUGUAAUAGUUGUGCACUGGGACAAGAUCUCAUUCGUUCUUACAUGACAAGC